This is a messenger RNA of Diatraea saccharalis (sugarcane borer), 1905 nucleotides long. The record is from the annotation of a GenBank genome assembly. NCBI's taxonomy places the organism in Eukaryota, Metazoa, Arthropoda, Insecta, Lepidoptera, Crambidae.
AUGGCUCAAGAUGAAGAUCACCUCACAGACAGUAACAGGAGUAUUAAUACAAUUAGUGAGUUACCCGGAAGACCGUUUUCGUUCACUGUAGAAGUUCCUUUAUUCCUGACCAUAUUAGGACUAUCUCUAUCAGGCACAGCUAUAACCAAUAUUGUACUUUAUAGAACUUGCAUUCACUCUCUUCAUCACACAGUUGAUGAAUGCCAUAUAUUUCUUAUGCCACUAAAGAAUAAUGAAACUCAUAGUCUGGAGGAAGAAGUUCAAAAGUAUGCUGCUUUUGUGCAAAUGGUCAAAAUUGUUAUUGAGUCUGUGGGACCUGCUAUACUUUCUCUUUUUUUGGGAGUUUGGUCUGAUACUCAUGGAAGAAAGCCAUUAAUUGUUUGGCCAUUAUUUGGUAUCACGAUGACGGCGGUAUUGAACGUCAUCUACAGUAUGUUGGACAACUUCGGACCCUGGUGGUACCUCCUCACAGCUAUCCCCUUCUCCUUAACUGGCGGCUUCAGUGUUUUAUUUACCGGGGCAUAUUGUUACAUGAGCGAUGUCACCUCAACUGAAACUCGGUCUCUUAGAAUGACGGUAAUAGAAGCGGCUUUAUCUGUAGGCAGCGUGACGGGAUCCCUUAUAAGCUCCUACCUGCUGAAAGCAGUGGGAAAUGUUUACCUGUUGCUCAUAGUAACUACACUUAAUGUGGUCGCUUACGUAUAUACCAACCUUUAUGUAAGAGAAUCAUUGACGGGUGCAAUACAGGGUGGCAUAACAACAGUUCUCGAUUUUCUAUUAGUAAAAGAAAUGUUUAGGGAAUGUUUCAAACGGCGUCCCAACAAUUUAAGAGCACAAUUGCUUCUUCUCGCUAUAGCCAAUAGUCUUUCUAUAUUUAUUUUCUAUGGAGUUUUUAAUCUAGAAUAUAUGUAUACGAGGGAAAAAUUAAGUUGGGCAUUGAAAGACUAUAACACAUAUUCAGCAGUAAGCACUAGCAUAGCCUUCAUUGGUUCUUUCUUAGGUGUAGCAGUAAUACAAAGAGUGUUGGCAAUCAGUGAUCUAGGAUUUGCAAUGGUGGCGUUUUUAACCACUGCUAUUCAAUAUAUGGUUAAAGCUUUUGCUGUCCUCACAUGGCAUAUGUAUCUUGGUCCCGCCAUUGCUCUUUUUGGUGGACUAUCCUCGCCUCUCAUUAGAUCGAUGCUGACUAAAAUUUUGCCAUUAGAAGACAUAGCCAAAGCGUUCGCUUUAAUGUGCGCUAUUGAAGGCAUCUGUCCGCUUAUAUCGCCAUUUUUGUAUAGCACAGUUUAUAGAUCUACUAUAACAUUGUUCCCUGGAGCUAUAUAUCUAUUGUCGGCAUUUAUAAAUGCUAUUUGCGUCAUAAUGUUAGGAUUUGUCGCGUACUACAGAACGAGAGUAACGUCACCUGCGUAUCAACCAGUGUCAAACCAGUUAUAGUGUGCUUUAAAAUUUUUCAAAUAUUCUUUGUUUUGAAGAUUUUCAUAAUUUAGCAUCGAAUCAUUGUCAUCGUAUAUCGAAUUUUAUACAUUAAUAGGUGUUGGAAACAUGAAACAUAGAUUAAAUUAUAUUUCAACCUAAGGGUAACUGGCUAGCAGUUAUGUGUUGUUUUUUUAUGAUUAUGGCAUGGCUAUCACAUUUUCUUAAGAUGACUUUUUUUGUGAUUUUCAAUAGUCUGCUUUUAUGGGUUUCUUAUAACAAAAGUAGUUAUCCGUGCCAUUUCUUUCUGCCGAAUCAUCAGAACUACAUGUAGGUAGUUGAUCUUAUACACAUUAAUUAAUUCAGUAGAUAUUAUAGUAGAUAAUUAUUAAUAAACAUAUUUUAAUAGUGGACAGAGAUAUGUAAAAUGUAAUCAAGGAUUAUUUAUUAAUUUUAGACUCGGAUUAGAUAUUUGUCUUUACGUUUGUGUUU